Molecule: messenger RNA, 621 nt
Organism: Amphimedon queenslandica
Lineage: Eukaryota; Metazoa; Porifera; Demospongiae; Haplosclerida; Niphatidae
Exons: 3
Coding region: 103-606 (167 amino acids)
Source: RefSeq, a predicted model, not a curated record
UAAUUUGUGAAUAAAACAACAAUUAAUGCAUAACAUUUAUAUAGUAUUUUACCCUCUAAUGCUACAUGUAUUGUGUUCUAUUAUUAGUAACAGCAUUACAUCAUGUUUACAUGUACAUGUACAUACAUGAAUUAUUCCUCGUUCAUGUUUGUAUUAGUUUUAAGAGAAGGUGAAUGGAGAGUAAGUGAAGUACUAGAUUCUACUGGUCUGACUACUGGGGCCUAUCAAGACAAGUAUCAGUUAUUAUUAAAGAAGAGACAAUGGUGGCAAGAUCAGUUUAUAGUAUACCCUACAGAGAGAGAAGUAAAACUACAAAAUUAUGUGGAAUCGUUGCAGCAGGAGUUAAGAGUAUCUGAGGGAAACAAGAUCUCACUGCAGGAAGCACUCCUUGAGGCUAGUCAGCAAGUUAUUGAACCUAUACCACUAGACAAGACAAGAGUAGAAGCAGUGAAAGAAACUAAACUAUCUUCAACUAAAGAGGAAGUGUCUACUGGAACAACUGAUGAUUAUAAAGAUAAUGAUGAUGUUAAAGGAGAGGAGAAGGAGGAGGAGCAGACAACAGAAACUAAACAAACAACCAGUGAAGGUAUACUUAGUUCAAGUUGAGUUGCCACAGGAAGU